Molecule: messenger RNA, 1873 nt
Organism: Myiozetetes cayanensis
Lineage: Eukaryota; Metazoa; Chordata; Aves; Passeriformes; Tyrannidae
Exons: 6
Coding region: 1-1281 (426 amino acids)
Source: RefSeq, a predicted model, not a curated record
AUGGAUAAAAGGGGCAUAGCCGAGCGGCACAGCCCCCGGCACAGCCUGUUGCAGCCGAGCGAGAAGUGGCAGAGCAGCCGUGGCAGCAAGCUGCCCGAGGGAGGAGCCGGUCCGAGCGAGGAGCCACUCGCCCCGCUUCGAGAGCAGCCGCUGCCAUCUGAGGACUACCUCCAUCUGGGACCUGCCACCCGGCAUCCAGGACGCAUCGCUGCUUCCGCGGCACCCGGGGCGGGCGUGGGGCCCAGCAUCGGAAACACGCGGCGUUGCCGUAGAGACGGCUCUGCAGGGGGCGAGAGGAGGCGGUCCGGGUGCCGCCGGCACUCCGGAGAGGUGGCACGGAGGCAGCCAUGCCGGGGUGGCUUCCGAGCCCUGCCCUCCGCCGCCAUUCUCUAUUAUAGAAGCUCUUCCGGCGGCGUAGACCACUCUGACAUCAUCCCCCGCACUCCGCGGGACGCAGUCGUGGGCUACGGGCGUGGCGACUGCCCCUACCCAUCACGAGGGUACAGGCAGGCGGAGGCAAGGCGUGACGGCGAGGAGCGGGCCUGCUGCCGCGGGAAGGCGGAGCAGGGCUCCGCAUCUCUACUGCCGGAGGUGGGCGGAUCGGGGGAGCACGUCGCACGGAGCCGUCGGCGACCACUCACCUCCUGGCGAGAAGCGCCGCAGCCGCCUUCAGCCCCUCGAGGAGAAGGCGAGCGUCUCCCCGUCCGUCCGCAGGAGGGGACCGUCUGCCCUCGGAGCCGCGGCUGCUGCCCGCCCGAGGACCGCAGCCGCUGCCUACGGGCUCUCGGAGAGACCGACAGCCAUGAGAGCCUGGCCCGUGGCGGGUGCUCCCUAGCGCGCAGGCGGCUCCGCUCGGCCCGGCAGCUAAGAGCCUGCGGCGCAGCGACCAGAGGACUGCAGCCGCCACGGGGAGACGGAGUUACCGUUGCGGCGAGGAGCGCCCCAAGGACGUGGCACCGCCAGUGUCCGGCGCUGCAGGCCGCCAUGGGGCAACAACUGGUACCCAAAAGGUGGAAACUUGGGACCUGCACUUCUUCGGAUAGGGAAAUUUCAUCCUGCAAGGAGUUCGACUUCUGCCGACCGAUCCUAAGAAACCCAACUCCUAAGAACCAUGCACAGAGGAGAGGUAAAGAGCAACUCUUUGUGGUUUAUUUUGAUAGCAACUGUAACGUGGUUUUUCCGGAAAUUAGAAGUACUUGUUCUGGGACAGGGAAUGGCAACUUUCUUAUGGGAUCCCUUGAUGUUGUGAAAGUUGGUUGCUUUUUCUCAGUUUAUGGGUGAAAGUGUGAACUGACUAGAGAGGUCAGCACUUUUGUGGAGUGGCUUAGUCCCAGAGGUUUUUCUCCACUUUGCGUUUCACCCAGGUGGGUGCAGUUUGACGGGCCCAUCAUUGGUGUAAAGGGGGGGCUGGUGGUGCAACCCCCUCACGGCUUCUGUAAGUCAAGGAAGGGUGUGGGACUGGACUGCACCACUGUUCAUUGCUCAGGGAGUUUUUGGAUUGGCUUGGUAUAUCAUGGCUAGGCUUCGCGAACGAAGAUUUGAAAGGGCUCUACCCACGCUUGCUACAAGUGCGCUGAUGGCUAAAAAGGCCAAUGCGAGAUAGACAAGUCCGGUUGCAGAAGGCACAGCAGAAAGACUCCCCAGGUGAUACAGACGAGACGCGAUUCUUUCUGCGUUGUCUUUUCUCCUCGAGAGUGAUCCUGCGUGUGUUCUCAAAAGCAGCAGCAGCGUUAUAGAUGGUGUGUCUCCAGGCCUCCCGAUUGGAGGCCAGGGUAGACCAAUGGUGAUGAUCAAUAUGGCCAAGGCUGAGGGAUUGUUUCAGGGAGUCCUUGUACCUUCUCUUCGGGGCUCCUCUCUUGCGGCAGCCAGUGGC